This is a messenger RNA of Cynoglossus semilaevis (tongue sole), 1985 nucleotides long. It is a transcript of the gene marcksb, whose product is annotated as myristoylated alanine-rich protein kinase C substrate b. Gene Ontology annotation, biological process: central nervous system development; actin filament organization. The record is from RefSeq and is a predicted model, not a curated record. The coding region runs from base 307 to 999 and encodes 230 amino acids. The transcript is spliced from 2 exons. Gene Ontology annotation, cellular component: cytoplasm; plasma membrane; actin filament bundle. Gene Ontology annotation, molecular function: actin filament binding; calmodulin binding. NCBI's taxonomy places the organism in Eukaryota, Metazoa, Chordata, Actinopteri, Pleuronectiformes, Cynoglossidae.
UACUCCGCAUCUCAUUUGCGGUGGGGCCAAUUUCUCCAUUUACAAACUCCGCUCAAAGAGGAGGAGGAGAGAAAGAGAGAGAGAAAAAUUACAAGAAUUCGCCUUUCUUGUUUGCACCUUCGCCACAUUUUUUUUGCGCCAGCUCCUACACGUUGUGGUCACUCGGGUUUCGUGCAGAAAGUUGUGUUCUUCUGGUUUGAAGGAGGCGUCAGGGUCUGAGCGGACAGAUUCUUUUGGGGAAGAGGAAGGAAGCGCUGCGGUCUUUGUUCAUUCAUUUCAUCGGUUCCUUUGUUGGACCCAAAAAGCAUGGGAGCACAAAUCUCCAAAACCGCCGGGAAGGAGGAAGCUGCGGUGGAAAAGGCCGCAGAAGGCGCGGCUGUGGCUGCCAAGACAAACGGACAGGAGAAUGGCCAUGCCAAGACCAAUGGAGACGCGUCUCCAACGGCAGAGGAGGCAAACAAAGCUGACGUCCAGGCCAAUGGCAGCACUCCUACCGAGGAGGCACCCAAAGAAGAAGAAGAAGGUGAGAAAGUAGAGGGUGCUGAAGCCAAUGGAGAGAAGGAGACAAACGGCGAGGCUUCUGCCAAGCCAGAGGAGGGCACUCCAUCCACCAGUGAGGAUGGCAAGCAGAAGAAAAAGCGUUUCUCCUUCAAGAAGCCCUCCUUCAAGCUCAGUGGCUUCUCCUUCAAGAAGACCAAGAAGGAUUCUGAGGAGGCGGCGGAGGAAGGAGCUGCUGCUGAGGCUGCACCGGCCGAAGGAGAGAAGGCAGCAUCAGAGGAGGCAGCUGCUGCUGAGGAGACCAAGCCAGCAGAGGCUGCAGAGGAAGGAGACAAGGAGGCCCCCGCAGCUGAAGAACCAAAAGCUGAGGAAGAGGUGAAGGCCGACGGUGCUGCAGCUGCUGCAGAAGGUGGAGAGGAGAAACCAGCUGAAGCUUCACCCGCUGAGGCAGAAACAGCAGCUAGCCCAGAAGUGGCAGGCGCCGCCCGGGAAACCCGCUGAACGUGACGCGAGAAUGAAGGAGAAAAUGAAGCCUGUCUGAAGGAAUGCGAGGACUUGUCUAAAACCAGGGAUUUUUUUUUUGUUUCUUUGGUGGUGUUCUGUUUACUUUUCUGAAACUAUCCCAUCCAUAAUGACUGCAAUGUCCAUGGCAGUGAUGGGAAGGAGGUGUACUGGCCAGUGUGCUGCUUCUUCACUGCUCAUUGGUGCUUUGCAUUUGUGAUGUGGGUGAGUGUGAAAGUAUGAGUGUGGGUGCGAAUGUUUUUUUCUUUUGUUUUCUACAUGAAACCCAUGACUGUGUUGACACAUUGCUGAAUUUGACAUAUUUAAUCUUAAGUAUUUGGUGCUGGGCAAUUGGAUGUAGCAGCUAAAGCUGUCUCUGCAAUUUUUGACACGUUGUGAUCUUUACAAGGGUACAAAAGACCCUGAACCAAGUCUUAGGUGUUGUCUUUGCAGUGCACAGUUGUUUACAAUUCUUUGACGCUCAAUGCUCCUGUGGACAUGACCAUUCCUGACUGAACUAGAUUUAGUUAUGUGUCCAAACUAUUAGAUGCUCAUCACUUUUCCAGUAGAUUCCACCAUUUCAAAACUCUGUUAGUAAUGCACGUUGUAUAGACUUUGAUAUUACUGGUUUUAUGACUGAGAUGUACCUAAAAAAAUGACUGAAGUUUUUAACAGAUUACCCAUUGUAAAUGAAGUUUUUUCUUGUUUUUCACCAUUUGUAAGAUUGAAUAAAAUUGGGAGAUGUUUUAAGCGGAUUUUUUGCAUCAAGCUGUGAUGACUACAACACCACUUUUGCUCUAAAGCACAAGAAAAAAUAUAGGCAGGUCUGGGGUGGAGGGGGGCGGGGGCAGUCUUGGAACAGCAUCUUUCUUUGUACAUACCUGGGGGCUUCACCGUAUUCAACAUGAAAUGUGACAUUUGCCUACUUAAGUGUUCAGUUUGUUUUCUGUGAGCACUGAUAAAUGAAUAAAGGAAUGACGUGUGAA